This is a messenger RNA of Anopheles moucheti, 1140 nucleotides long. Its product is annotated as odorant receptor 82a-like. The record is from RefSeq and is a predicted model, not a curated record. Gene Ontology annotation, molecular function: olfactory receptor activity; odorant binding. Lineage: Eukaryota; Metazoa; Arthropoda; Insecta; Diptera; Culicidae. The transcript is spliced from 4 exons. Gene Ontology annotation, cellular component: plasma membrane. Gene Ontology annotation, biological process: detection of chemical stimulus involved in sensory perception of smell; sensory perception of smell. The coding region runs from base 1 to 1140 and encodes 379 amino acids.
AUGUUUUAUCAGAACGAAUUCCCUGCCUACCAAUUCCGGUACGUGCGUUAUUGUGGUAUAGUGGAACGACCAAACAGGUGGUACCGUUGCCGACAGUGGUUUUCCUUCAUUUUGAUGGGUUCCUUCAUCCCGCUUCAUGUGCUUUAUCUCGUCAAAAUGCCGUUUUUCGAUCUGGUCGUUACUUGUGAAGAGGUCAUGCUGAUACAGUUACAUGCUAUAGUUGUUGUAAAGUAUUGUCUGUUCAUAAGCCAUCCCCACGAAAUGUACAAUCUGGUGGAGUCCUUCAAGCGCAUGCAAAAAUGCAUCACGCCGGCUGAGUUACCACGGUUUGCGAAAUGUAACGAUGUUCAUGUCAAACUGAUACGAUUUUACAUGAUCGGCGCAACGAUCGUGGUUAUAUCUUAUGUGCUAAUCGCGAUUGUUACAAGCGUAACACUAUCAUUACAGGAGCAUCAUGUGCAUUUUGUAACACCAUUUAGUUUCCCGUUCAAUUAUCAACAUCCGGUUUUGUAUAGUUUAUGCUUUCUGCUUAAUUGCGACUCGAUGAUGUUAACCAUAUGCACUAGCGUGACGAUCGACGUGUGUUACUCGGAGAUGGCCACCAACUUAGCUAUCCAUUUUGACAUCGUUCGGGAACGGUUCGAGAGACUUGACAUUUCCGCUGACCAACCGUUUGCCGAUCGUGAGCUGCAUAAGGUAAUCUCGUAUCACAGUGAUGUGUUGGCGCUGGCGCAAAAGAUGACGCGGCUUUUUCAAUCGUCCUUGUUCUACUGCCUGUUUCUGGUAUCGACAGUAUUAUGUCUGUUAGGGUACGAGUUUGUAAUGUUGGACAACAUUUAUAAGCGAGCACAGGUGGUAAUCAUGGUCGUAAUCAUAAUCGGUCAGGCUGUCAUCUACACCUACCAUGGAUCAUCGAUUCGCGAUCAUAGUGUAAAUGUAGCUGAUUCAAUCUACAGUACCAACUGGUACGAAGCAACAAUCUCCAUCAGGAAGCAAAUACUCAUCAGCUUGAUGCGUGCUCAGAAACCAAUAAUAAUCAAGGGUGGAUUCAUAGAAGCUUCAUUACCAACACUCAAAAAGAUGCUUAGCUCCAGUGCGUCAUACAUUGCUGUGCUGAUGUCGUUGGAGUCGGAUCCUUGA